Molecule: messenger RNA, 1372 nt
Organism: Fragaria vesca subsp. vesca
Lineage: Eukaryota; Viridiplantae; Streptophyta; Magnoliopsida; Rosales; Rosaceae
Product: bark storage protein A-like
Exons: 5
Coding region: 257-1276 (339 amino acids)
Biological process (GO): nucleoside metabolic process
Molecular function (GO): catalytic activity
Source: RefSeq, a predicted model, not a curated record
UGUUUUGACUUCUCAUUGAUUAUAACAAACUAGGUACCAUGAGAUUGAUUCGUUUGACCCUUCUACAUAUACAAAAUGCUAACUAAGAAUCUUCAACCCUUGAUACCUUCAUUUUCUAUAUUGUGAAAAUUGAAGUCUUUGAGUAAUCUAGCUUUCACAUAUCUGGAUCUUUAUCAAACCAUUGUAUAUAAAUGUGGUAGUCUGCAAGGUAGAUCAUCAGCUUUUGGGGAUUGAUUAGAGGGAGAUAGGGAGAGAUAUGGAGAUGGUGUUUGCGGUUUUCUUUGUAUUGGUGUUGGGGAUUAGCACUAGAACAGUUGAUGGUGCAGUUUCCCAAAGUACCAUGAAAAAGAUUGAUAUGAUGAAUAAGAAAGGCCCAUACUUGGGUAUUGUAGUACCUAAUUCCUUUGAGCUCACCCCUCUUCUUGAAUCUGCAAGCUUUGUGGCUGAUCAGAAGCUUCCCACUUUGGAUUUUUCAGGAAGAAGGUUUCGAUUCGGUAGGUUGGAUAAUCAGAGUGUUGUUAUAACUAUGACAGGGUUGAGCAUGCUUAAUGCAGGUGUAACAACUCAAUUAUUGCUAAGCCUAUUCAAGGUGAAAGGGGUUGUGCACUAUGGAAUUGCAGGGAACGCAGAUCCUCAACUUCAAAUCGGAGAUGUCACUAUCCCUCAGUAUUGGGCUCAUACAGGCCUUUGGAAUUGGCAGAGGUUUGGGGAUGGUCCUGAUGAUUUGUUAUCCUUGGAGCCAUUCGGAGACUACACUAGGGAUGUUGGUUACAUAAAAUUUUCCGAUUACAACAACAAAACUGUCGAAAAUUCUCUGAACAAUGCGUGGUACCAACCGGAAGAGAUCUUCCCAGUUUUUGGCACUCCUGAAGUUCGGCAGCACGCAUUUUGGGUCCCUGUAAACAGAAAAUAUUUUGCACUUGCUCAACAACUUUUGGAUUUGAAGUUAGAGAGCUGUGUGAAUACAACUUGUUUACCAAGAACACCAAUAAUAAUGAGAGUGGAAAGGGGGAUCAGUGCCAAUGUGUUUGUCGACAAUAGAGCAUAUAGACAAUUCUUGAACACCAAGUUUAAUGCAACUGCAAUUGACAUGGAAAGUGCCGCAGUAGCUCUGGUGUGCAAACAGCAAAAGAAACCCUUCAUUGUCAUUAGGGCGCUAUCAGAUUUGGCCGGUGGAGGCUCUUCUGUCUCGAAUGAAGCCUCUACUUUCGCAUCAUUGGCAGCUCAAAAUGCAGUCACCGUAGUGCUCAAAUUCAUUUCCUUGUUGUCUCCCUAGUUUCGCCAAAACAUGAUAUAUAGCUCCACUGAUUUUUCUUCUGUAUCAUCAUUCAUCAAGCAAUCAAUACUCGUAUCCAAAAUUCAAUUUGUUCAA